AUGGAUGGCGCCUCGAAAGGUCUCCUAGGAGGAUUUGCUGCGUUUACACUCGGAAGUGGCCUAGCAACAUUAGGAUAUGGAAUAUUCUUAUUAUAUCGUCAUUUUGGAUUCGGUUAUAAUUAUGGCGAUUUUAACUUAUUUAUCGCCAGUAUUGUCCUGAUUGCCGUGGGCAGUGUAUUAAUACUUACUUUACUUCUGGGAGUACUUGGCGCCCUCAAGGAUAUUUCUCAUUUACGUUUGGCGACAUUGGUAUUUCUUUUUAUUUCACUCGUCAUACUAGCGACCGUCGGCGUUUAUGGCAUGGUUUUACAUCAGACAGGCCGGUUACAGAAAAGUACAACUGAUGAAAUCAAUAAUUUGAAUGUAAACUAUAAAAACAUAAGUGAUCAAUUAAAAACGAAAGCUGACGCUUUGAAUAAGUAUUACCAAUGUUGUGGCUUUUUCAAUGAGUACAAUCCAUCAGAAUACUAUGACGGAGCUCCUGACAGUUGCUGUGCAGACUCAGAUUGUACAACUAACUCAAGCAAGAAAAGAUAUUACGAAAAAGCUUGUGCUAGUAUCUACUUUGAAGCAAAAGGCAAGAUCGUUUUCUAUGUGUCAGUCUUUGCAUUGAUAGCUGCCGGCGUGGUACUUCUUGCACUUAUAUUAUACGCAGGUUUAUCUCAACGUGCACGUGAAGGUUACGCAGCUGUUUCUCGUGGUCCAUUAAAAUAA
Adineta ricciae is the source of this 714-nucleotide messenger RNA. The record is from the annotation of a GenBank genome assembly. Lineage: Eukaryota; Metazoa; Rotifera; Eurotatoria; Adinetida; Adinetidae.